AUGCAACCUGCGUUGGCGCCAGCGCCGCAUCCCAGUAUGCAAUCCUCUGCUCAGGACCACGCGGACCAGGUCCUUCAUGACCAGCUUCUGGCUGCGCAGCACCAGCUGCAAAGUCGUCACCAGGGCGGCCCGGGUCCUCAGCAACAUAUGGCGCCCAACACAGCUAGCCCUCGUGACCAGGCUAACAUUGACCCUGCCAUCUCGGGGGCGGCCAUGAUGGGUGCCCCUCCACCACAGACCCCAACCCAGCCCCAGCAGGGCUCGCCUGAGAGUGGAACUCCUAAGUCAUAUGGUAAGAGGGAACUGUCAACUUCGAAGCGUGCCGCUCAAAAUCGUGCUGCUCAGCGCGCUUUCCGCCAGCGUAAGGAGACCUAUAUCCGCAAGCUUGAGGAUGAGAACAAGAACAUCGACGGCUACAAGGACACCAUGUCCAAGCUUAUGAAUGAGAACUAUGCUCUGCGUGACCAUAUCAUCACUCUCCAGACUCGUCUGAUGGAGGCCCAAGUUGAGGUCCCAGACUUACCUCCUAACAUCGAUCUGAACCAGCAGCCUCGUCACGACCUGGCUCUUACUGGUAUGACCGGUGGACCAGGAAGUGUCACUGCAACCAGUGGUCAGCCUCAGCAAGCCCAGCACCCUGGCACUGUUAACGACGACAUGAACUCAUUGAACCGGAUUGCCGUUGCCGGUCUUGGUAUGCGCAAGCACCCAGAUGAGACCAACUUCAUGGGAAACAAUUUCCAGCAGAACAAGCGUGCCCGUCCUGAUGAGAACACAACGGACCCUGACCUUGUUGCCAAGCAGGAGGGACAACACCCUCAUGGACUCCCGAUGGCUUAA
This is a messenger RNA of Penicillium malachiteum, 840 nucleotides long. RefSeq lists its product as uncharacterized. The record is from RefSeq and is a predicted model, not a curated record. Gene Ontology annotation, cellular component: RNA polymerase II transcription regulator complex. NCBI's taxonomy places the organism in Eukaryota, Fungi, Ascomycota, Eurotiomycetes, Eurotiales, Aspergillaceae. The transcript is spliced from 4 exons. Gene Ontology annotation, molecular function: DNA-binding transcription activator activity, RNA polymerase II-specific; transcription cis-regulatory region binding. Bases 1 to 840 code for a protein of 279 amino acids.